AUGUCUCAUUUCGAAGAACUGCUGCAAUGUCCAUACAAUCGCUCACACCGCAUUCUGCCUCAUGCAAUGCAGCGACAUCUAUUCAAGUGUAGGAAAAAUAAUCAUUCAACAAAGCUAGUAUGCUGUCCAUUCAACACGAUCCACCGCGUACCAGGGCCGGAACUGAAGUUACAUAUAGACAACUGUGACGAUCGUGCAACGUUCGAGCUGUACAAAUACUGCAUAUCGAGUUAUGCGUCCAACAACAGUAAGGAUUAUAAAGACGAAGAACCUGAGCUGAUCUAUCAUCAUGCUAUCCCUACAGAAGGGACGGGCAAAACCCUUUUAGAGGAAGACGAAUGCUGGGACAAUUCAAAUGUUCCUACAUACAAUCCACAGCAGUAUUGCAAAACUGCUAAAGUCAUCCGCAAGGCAACCCUUAUGAAGCCGUCGGAUAAGCAAAAGUUUCAUCACGAAGAACAACGAAGGCACAAACAACUAGAAAAUGUGUCGGAAAAGAACAACAACAACAUGAAUUACGACAAACCCUCCUUCAUGGGCUAUCGUGGUUCUGUUCCGGAGUCGAAAUAUUACAACGGGGAGCCGCUCAAGGCUCCUGGGAAAACUCUACAAGAUGAUGACGAGUCUACUCUCAUGAAACCAUCGCAGAAAAAAGAAUUUUAUUACCAGGAAAACCAACGUUUGAGAGAUCUUGAUAGCAACUCGCAUCCAGUUAAGAAUGAUGUCGAUGAGAUCAGUGCCAAAUUUACGCGGAAUAUGAAUAUUAAGUGCAAAUAA
Ochlerotatus camptorhynchus is the source of this 777-nucleotide messenger RNA. Its product is annotated as gametocyte-specific factor 1 homolog. The record is from RefSeq and is a predicted model, not a curated record. The transcript has 2 exons. Lineage: Eukaryota; Metazoa; Arthropoda; Insecta; Diptera; Culicidae. The coding region runs from base 1 to 777 and encodes 258 amino acids.